Bursaphelenchus okinawaensis is the source of this 1337-nucleotide messenger RNA. The record is from the annotation of a GenBank genome assembly. NCBI's taxonomy places the organism in Eukaryota, Metazoa, Nematoda, Chromadorea, Rhabditida, Aphelenchoididae.
AUGUACCCAAUUAGCUUGUACCUCAUCAUAUCGUUGUGUCAUACGAUAGUACUAUCAUGUCAGUCAGGAGUUCCUGUCUUCAAAGGAGCCGACGUCGAAGCUAAACAGCUACAAGACGAUCCUCAGAUGCGAGUGAUGGCUACAGUAAGGCCAGCUGAUGCUCUCACCUUCAAUACAGUAACCUUCCCUCCUAUGCCAACCCUCCCUACCCUACCGUCGCUCUCUGAUAUCUUCAAAUUACCGAGUCCAGUAACUCUCAAAGUUGACAACAGUAUCCCCGAAGCUUCUACAGUAGCACGUGUCAGCGAUUCAUCUACAGUACCCGCUAGCACAGUCGUCAUACCUACAGUGUUCCCAACCUUAAUACCUAAUCUUCCAUCUUUUGCCACGGUAAACAAUAACGUACUGAACAAAGUUAACCCUGAAGUCAUAGACAACAUCGUAAGCGACAGUAAACCUGAUGUAGCUGAUGAUGACAUCAGUUCAAGUGGAAAUGGCACAAAUGAUGAAGAUGUAAAUAGUGCUGUAUCCGAAAUAACUUCUACAGUACCAUCUAGCACAACUUCUACUGAAGCUUCAAGUACAACAGAAGAACCGAAACAAGACUGUAGCAGAGCUACUGUAACCGCAAUUACUCUGAUGCCAUUUAACGAUCACCUUGUCGUUGUAGACAAAGAACGGAUAAAUCAACAGGUAAUGUGGCUUUAAAUUAUUGUAAAUGUCAUUACUAUAAUAACUAAUUUAAAUUACGGUAAUUGACAUUAAAGCUACUGUAAGUUAUAAUGAACAUUACAGUAUUAUUGUUUCUCUAAUUAACUUAUAAUAAUCUUUAUUUCAGAUUAUUUUGCUAGAAAGUUACACCCAAACCAAAUUUGACUCAUUCGGAACUUAUACUCAAGAAGCUGUGUAAGUAUUACAGUUUGCCGUUUUAAUGUUAUAUUAGUUUAGUCGAAAAGUUUGUCGAAUUUAAAAUAAAUUCGCUGACUAAUCUUGAUACCUAUUUCAGAAACAUUGAUGGACAAUUCUCGUUAGAAUUUAGAAUCAAAGACGUUAAAAGCUGCGCCGACCUCCGUGACUAUGCAACCAAGGCUGUAUCCUACAGUAGGGAAGUAAGUAGCGACAAAAUUUAAAAAACCUCAAAAGAUAAAUCAAAAUAAGCCACACCUAUCUUAACCUUACCCAUAUGUCAUCAUUUAAAUCAUUUAAAACCUUAUCAAUAGCUAAAAUAUUAAAAACCUUAUCGCCACUUCUACCACUUCUACCUUCAGAUCGAACGAAUCCUAUUCACGUGUCACUGUGAACCAAUGUGGAUCAUCGCAAAGCGUCGCUCAGGCUAA